AAGCCGGGUGAGAGGUUGUGUUCGGAAAAUACCCGAGGGUUUCUGGAGGAUGCUUUGCAUAUAAAUUCGGCCAUCAUCUCAGUGAAGAAAAGUUAUUCUUCAGAGCUGCAAUUUAUGUGCUUGAGAAUAUGGCUUUUCGAGGCAAAAUUGACAACAUGGCUCCUGUAUUUUCUUCCAAAGGAGAAAAAAGAAAGGAACAGUUCAAUAAUAUGAUGGCGAAAAGGUUCGGUUCAAAUGGCAGAGAUGUGGCGGCUGAGCUGCGCACUAUUGCGGACGCCUUGGAAGAGACUCUCGAGUUCCAGCGUUUGAUGGGCAAAAUAUUGAGAACAGAAGAUCCGGAGGAUCGACUCCUUUCGCAACUAGCGGAUCUUAAUUCCAAGGGCGAUAAGGUAAAUGGCGCGCUUAACGACCACACACCCCGGCUACCAACGCCAUCUCAAGAGAGGUCUAUGUCUAGAGAUUCCCUACGUCGUACCAAUCGGUCGGUAAACCUCAACGGAACGCAUGAUGGGCAAUCAGAUCCUAGAUCAUAUGGAAGAAGUGCUGCGGAACGGCUACCACUAAAUAGACACUUCUCUGAAAACGAUGUUCCUCAAGAAAUUGUGCGCCCAAGCUCCACGCAACCAGGUCGCUCAAUGACGCCGCAACCCGCUAGGGCAGCAACCUUUCCCUCUAUUAGAUCAAUGACGCCACAACCAGCCCCCACGAGUAUUCAUUUCCCCUAUCGUUCAGAAGUUCGGCAACAUAGCCAGCCACCGUAUGCUCGUUCUUCUGGCUAUACAUCUAUCAUCGCUCGUGGUGUUCCAGAUAGACAUCGCAGUCGACCGCCACCCUCUCAGCGCUUAUACGAAGUACCUGAUCCCCCACAAUCAUACGGUUUCGAUGUACCUCCGCAAGUCGACCCGAAUCCAUAUUACCGACCCCAAAUCACGUCCCCUGCUGAACGUGCUUCCCGAAGGGAUCGUUUUCCCCGAAUGUCCGAAGAACGUAGGGGGAGAAGAAUGGAGCCUACUGUAAGACCAAAAGAUCACGAGACAAUAUAUCAGGUUGAUUCGAAUAUCAUUGAGCGAGAGUAUGAUCCCGAGAAAGACGAAGAUGCUGAAUCUAUCGGAUCCUUGGAUCAUGUCCAGUCGUUCGCAUCACCUCAAACAAUCAAACUUCAAAACAGAGUAACUUGGAAUGGAUCAUUCAGAUGACAAGGACCAGAGAUUUGCAAGAAGACUUCUUCAGAAGUCACCCGUUGAAACUUCAUCAUCAACUCUACACUGGUUGGAAAGUGAAGCACCUACACUUUGUUCUGGGUGCCGUUGUCUCUCCCCUCUACAUGGGCCUUUCACUCGCUUUCCUCUUCGUGGCGACUAAACCUGAUACACGACUCAUAGCAAAGAAUGGUACUCUGAUAUAUAAUCAGGGCCACGCCAACUAUUUUGACUUUCUAUCCACAAUUGCAGGAGGGAAAUAUCAAAAAUCAAAUGUUCAAAGGCUAGGCAAAGUGUAGAUAUAGCCACUAGUUCUAUAACUGAAGCCUUCGAACCACCAUAAAUGGAUUUGAUAGAGCUGAUGGGUGGAUCAAGUGUCUUUGGAUUGUCAUUGUACAAAUAAGAAUGUGUAGAUUUCCUGAGGUCUUGAGAAGAGCAGUUGUAGUUGAGUUUGGUUCUGAAGGCAUCUUCGGGCCGACAAUCACCCGAAAGUCCGUGCAGGAGAGUGUUCUUGGCUAUUAUUUCUUAGAGAAGUAGUUCCUUCAAGGAGCUCAUCAGAUUAUACAACACAAUGUAGUUAAUUUCUUUAUCUUUGGAAUAUGUUAAGUUUCUUAGACAGCAAAUCACUAGUGAAGUCUAU
Messenger RNA from Botrytis deweyae, 1839 nucleotides. RefSeq lists its product as uncharacterized. The transcript is spliced from 3 exons. The coding region runs from base 129 to 1196 and encodes 355 amino acids. The record is from RefSeq and is a predicted model, not a curated record. NCBI's taxonomy places the organism in Eukaryota, Fungi, Ascomycota, Leotiomycetes, Helotiales, Sclerotiniaceae.